Messenger RNA from Fonticula alba, 1146 nucleotides. RefSeq lists its product as hypothetical. The transcript is spliced from 3 exons. NCBI's taxonomy places the organism in Eukaryota, Rotosphaerida, Fonticulaceae. The coding region runs from base 1 to 1146 and encodes 381 amino acids. The record is from RefSeq and is a predicted model, not a curated record.
AUGCACCAUCGCGCCAGUCCGGCGGCCGCGGCCGCCGCGGCAGGCCGCUCCCCCGCCACCGUCUUUGGCGGCCUGCUGCUGCUGCUGCUGCUGCUGUUGCCCGCCCUGACGGCCGCCGCCCCCCAGCACAACGCCCACGACGACGCCGAGGCGUCCGGCCUGCCACCGCGCAUGGCCACCGGCCUCGAUGGCCGGCCGGAGUGGAUGUCGCAAGAGCUCCUGUCCCGGGCCAUCCGCAUGGUCCGCGAACGGCCGGCCCUCUCGUCGGAGGUGGCCGCCAAGGCCGCCGCCAUGCGGGCCGCCUCCGCCUCCUCCUCCACCUCCUCCUCCUCCUCUUUCUUCGCGCCCGGCGGAGCAAAGUCGCAAGCGGCCGCCACCCAGGCGGACACCAUGUCCGCCUCCAGUGGCAUCCCCGAGGAGUGCCAAUUCCGGCCACCCCCCCUCGUUGCGCCGUACCUCAAGUGCGAGUGCGAUGACUACUACUUCGGUACUGGGUCCUCUCAAUCCGCGGCCCGGGCGGCCUCCGAGGCGGCCGCUCGCCCGGCCAUCGCCGCCUCGCUCGGCCUGCAUGGCACCCACGGCCAGGACCACGAUGACGCCGCCCUCGCGGCCAACAGCAACACCGGCAGCAGCGAAUGCUUCCCCCUUUUGCCGGGCCUGCCGCUCAUGACGCCCCUCUCCCAGGAGUUUGUCUUCCCAGCCGAUAACUUCACGAUCGCCAGCCUGUACCAGCACAACCACCGGCCGACCUUCGACAUGGUCAUCAUGUCCAGCACCUAUGUCUCCAACUAUCACGACAUGCAGGAGGAGCCGGAUUUGGACUUCCUUAACUUCAGCCCGUACUACCGGUUUGACGGGUUCCCCGGCGCACCGCAGCCCAAGGGCGGCCCGCUGUCCUACCUGCGCAUCCCCAACAUCACCAAUCUGCCCGAGGGCUAUGGCAUCCAGAAUCUUUGCCCUCUGGACGCGAGCAUUGCCUACAUGUCCGACCGCGAUUUCAACGAGUUCCUCUUCCCCCUGUCCAUGCAGUACUUCCUCCAUCCGUCGACCUUACCGCCGGCCGAUGCCAAUCCAGCGGCAGCUGUCUGGCCUCAUGGCCCGACGGACAUGCCGGCGAAGGAGCUGCCGGCCCUCGGCCGGGCGUGA